UAGUACGUCAGUGCACGUUUCGUGUGGGUGAGUGUGUAAUCUCGCGAAAACGCCCACCGAUUUUUACGCGUGUAAGCGUUUAUGACUUCUAAUGAUCUUUGGAAUUUGUUGUUCUAGUCAGAUAACACAGUGAUUCAGAAACGAAGCUUUGAAGAAAUUUACGUUCUCGUUAGAGCAAGACAAUGUCAGUUAAAAAGAUGUCGCUGUUGGCUCAGUUUGAUGACAUUUGUCGCGGUUUUAGCUUCUGGCUUAAUGACCCUCUUCAAGAAUUCGAGACAUUUGCCAAUAAUCAAGAAGGUUGCCGUAAGAAAUGGUUAACUACAGAGGAAAUGUGUUCCACGGCACUAAAGGAGUUGAAUGAAGCUCGAGCAAACAGAGAAAAGCUCGAGUUACAGGUCCGCCAUGUUACCGAACUACUAAAAAAUGAAAUUCUCAUUCGCCAACGGCUUCAGAAAGAGGAAAAGGACUUGGAGCGCAAGCUGAUUAUGGUGAAACAAAUCGUUACAACCGAUCAGAACAUUGCCGAAGAAACGCGGUACAAACUUGUUUCUCUCAGUUCACUUGAAUCUUAUUCUCGAGCCGAUUUGGAAUCCCCUGGCAAUCACUUGAUUGAUUCAACAAGCGAUGAAAUUGAGAGUACUACCCAGUCCAUACUAUCAUCACUCGACAUAACUAGUGAGAAGACGGACGAAGAUCUGGAACUUUCGGUUGUGCGCUCCAUUCGUAAAUUCAGAGCACCACCUGAGACUAUAACGGGCAGAGACGGUAAUCGGCGUUCUCUUCUACUUAACCGAACGAUAGCAGUUCCGAAGGUGGAUGUGAUUACAAUUCCAGGGUCACCACCGGCCGUCACUGAAUCGGCUAAAAAAAUUAGCGUUGAUUUUCCCGAGGUCUGCGGUUCUCCAACGUCUAAUAAUAUGUGCAGUCGAGGGAUUGAACGAAGAAAUCUUUCUGCUAAGAAGGUCUUAAGGCCACACAGUUUUUCCAGCAAGGUUAUUCUGAAGCAAGAGACAUGCAUUCCGUGUAGAAACAGAAUUCGAUUCGGAAAGACGGCAAUGAAGUGCACUGAUUGUCUGGGAGCUUGCCACGUUGAGUGCAAAACCAAUAUGCCGGUUCCGUGUGUUCCAACGUGUCGCACUCCUACCCGUUUUGUGGGUUCUAUCGCUGAUUUUUCACCGAAAACAACGCCAAUGAUCCCGUCUAUUAUUAUUCACUGUCUAGAGGAGAUCGAACUACGAGGACUGGAAAGCGUAGACUACCGUUUGAACUGUCCUGAAAAAGAUGUCGCAACAUUAAAAGAACAACUGCUUCGUGGCAAAAUACGAUCAGGAGAGAUGACAACCAUUAGCACUUCGCUGAUUACAAGUGUCGUUCGGUCGUUUCUUCUGUCUCUCACAGAGCCUUUAGUCACGUACACCGCUAGAGAAUCUUUCAUUAAAUUAGUUUAUAUGAAAGACGAAGUUGAUGUUCAGACGUCUGUUUAUUCCCUGAUUCCUGAACUCCCCCGACCUAAUCGCGACACACUGGCAUACAUAAUCCUUCAUCUACAGCGGGUGGUGGAACAUCAAACGGGCCGUUUAACAGUCGCAAAUCUUGCAAAAUGCUUUGCUCCCAUGGUGGUUGGAGCUUCACGAUCUCAUACCGGUGAUGGAUUGAAGAAGCUCCAGGACGUGAAGGAGCAGCAAAUGGUUAUGGAAAAACUCCUCAAUAUCCCAAGUGAUUACUGGAACUGCUAUGCGUCUUACACAGAUACCCCAAAUACCCCCAUCAAAGCAAAAAGAAACCUUAAGAAGACUGGCUUUUUCACAUCGCCUCAUUUUUGAACCAUGGAAAUUCCUGUUUCCUUCCAACAUUUUUAUUUGAAUGGGUAUUUUUUCUUAAAGACUGUAUAACCGUAGUUAACCAUCAACCUAUGUGCACUGCUUCCAAAGAAAAACGUUAAUGCAAUCUGA
Messenger RNA from Daphnia carinata, 1952 nucleotides. Its product is annotated as rac GTPase-activating protein 1-like. NCBI's taxonomy places the organism in Eukaryota, Metazoa, Arthropoda, Branchiopoda, Diplostraca, Daphniidae. Gene Ontology annotation, biological process: signal transduction. The coding region runs from base 183 to 1823 and encodes 546 amino acids. The transcript has 15 exons. The record is from RefSeq and is a predicted model, not a curated record.